AUGACCACUCCAAGUUUAAUGUCUGUGGAAAAUGGAACAGAUGGAUAUAAGGCCAACAAUUUUACUGGACAAAUAAAAGAGAAAAACAAUGGAAACAUGACCACUCCAAGUUUAAUGUCUGUGGAAAAUGGAACAGAUGGAUAUAAGGCCAACAAUUUUACUGGACAAAUAAAAGAGAAAAACAAUGGAAACAUGACCACUCCAAGUUUAAUGUCUGUGGAAAAUGGAACAGAUGGAUAUAAGGCCAACAAUUUUACUGGACAAAUAAAAGAGAAAAGACCAGCUGAUGAUUUGAUUCAACAACAUCAUUAUCAAGCAGAUAAAUCAACAUCAGAAAAUCAAUCCCAAGUUACCUUGAAUGAUUGUGUUUAUUGGAAGUCAUUAAUAAUACCAGCAUGUUUACCAAUAACAACUGAUUAUUUUCCUGGUAAAAAAAACUUGACAGGAUGA
Messenger RNA from Aphidius gifuensis, 450 nucleotides. RefSeq lists its product as uncharacterized. The record is from RefSeq and is a predicted model, not a curated record. Lineage: Eukaryota; Metazoa; Arthropoda; Insecta; Hymenoptera; Braconidae. The transcript is spliced from 5 exons. The coding region runs from base 1 to 450 and encodes 149 amino acids.